AUGGAAGAAAGAAAGUGGUCAUAUAUCAUGGUGAGCGUAAUUUUUUACUUGUGUUAUUUUUUUUAUUUUUUAACUUAUAGUUAUGAAAUAAUAUUUUUGUUUCAAACAAAAAUUGAUUAUAUUGUAUUUUGUUUAUUAUUUAUCACGUCGUUGUUUUCUAUUUACUUUUGUUCCAAAGGGUUGAUAUAUAUUAGUACUUUUCUUGUAACUAUUAUAUCUUUUAUUGAAAUUUAUGAAUACACAAAUAAUAUUCGAAAAGAUUUAUAUGAUGAAGAAUUCCUCAAAUUAUUUUUGUUAGUAAGAUUAUUUGCAGCUGUCAAUUUGGUUGUAUUCCUACAUCUUCAUAUAAAAAAUCUCAAAAAUAUAAAAGAUGAAAAAUUAAAUAAUGAGAAAGAUUCAACUGUUCAAUCUGUAGCUGUACCAACAAAUACAACCACCCAAAAUAAUCAUAAUAAUCAUAAUAAUAAUCAUAAUCAUAAUCAUAAUAAUAAUCAUAAUCAUAAUCAUAAUCAUAAGCAAAAUAAUAAUCAUAUUCAUAAUCAAAAUAAUAAUCAUAAUCAAAAUAAUAAUCAUAAUCAAAAUAAUAAUCAUAAUCAAAAUAAUAAUCAUAAUCAUAAUAAUAUUCAUAAUAAUAAUCAUAAUGACUGCUGUAAUAAUUAUUAUAAAAACCAAGAUAAUUUCUUAAAAUCCAAUACAGUUACAUCUUCCCAUAAUAAUUUGUUCAAAGAAAAUAUACCUCACGUUCAUCAACAUACAGGAAUUAUAACAUCUAAAACAUUACCAACAGAAAACAUAUAUGUUUUAAAACAUGUAUCCAUACCAAUCAUUGAAAAAGAAAUAAUAAAUAAAGAUACUAACAUUUCACAUAUGUACGAAAUGCAAAAAAAUGAUUCGUUUAACCACUAUCGAGUUCAUAAUUUAUGUUCAUCUAAUAAUAUAAAUGAUAAUAAAAUAACAGAAACUAUUACAACACAUAACCAUAAUAAAAACAAUAAUGCAUACACGAACCAUAUUAUUCAAAAUAAUCACGUUCCAAAUUAUACAUAUGAACAUCCAGAGGUUCUACAAUAUUAUCCAGGGAAUUUCCACACACACAACAUGGGAAAUAAUAUUCAAUAA
Molecule: messenger RNA, 1119 nt
Organism: Plasmodium reichenowi
Lineage: Eukaryota; Apicomplexa; Aconoidasida; Haemosporida; Plasmodiidae
Exons: 1
Coding region: 1-1119 (372 amino acids)
Source: RefSeq, a predicted model, not a curated record